This is a messenger RNA of Fraxinus pennsylvanica, 822 nucleotides long. The record is from the annotation of a GenBank genome assembly. Lineage: Eukaryota; Viridiplantae; Streptophyta; Magnoliopsida; Lamiales; Oleaceae.
AUGUAUUCUGCUAUGCCCAUACACAGUUUGGCAUUGGAUGGGAGUGGAUGGGAGUAUCCAUUUGAUGGUACCAACUUGGUUGGGGAUCCGUGUGUAGUUCUCACGACGGAUCCGAAGCCCCGACUCCGGUGGACUUCGGAGCUCCAUGAAAGAUUUGUUGAUGCUGUCACUCAGCUUGGUGGCCCGGACAAAGCAACCCCAAAGAUGAUAAUGAGAACAAUGGGAGUAAAAGGCCUGACGUUGUAUCACUUGAAGUCGCAUCUUCAGAAAUACCGCUUGGGAAAGCAAGCUAACAAGGAGUUGACUGACAACUCUAAAGAUGCAUCUUGUGGUGCUGAGAGUCUGGAUACUGGUUCAUCUACAUCAGCUUCAUCGAGAAUAAUUUCACAAGAUAUAAAUGAUGGUUACCAGGUUACUGAGGCUUUACGAGUACAGAUGGAAGUUCAGCGAAGACUGCACGAGCAGCUGGAGGUCGAGCGUCAUCUCCAGAUCCGAAUAGGAGCACAGGGAAAGUAUCUGCAGUCAAUUCUUGAUAAAGCUUGUAAAGCUCUUAAAGAUGAGGACAUGGCCUCUGCCGGGCUAGAAACUGCUAGGGAAGAACUCUCUAAACUUGCUAUCAAAGUUGGUAAUGAAUGUGACGGCCGGAUUACCUCGCUGCCAUCCAUUGGCAAGGGCAUGGUGUUGGAUGGAAGUCUAGUUACCCCCGCACCACAGGCUGCUGCACUGAAAAAAAGACCACGGACUUUGUUUGGUAGUGGAGAUCCAUCUUCUUUUGAUGGCAAUAUGCAGGCAGCCAAGUGGAUGACGGCAAAUAUUGGAUGA